AUGAUUUGCCAGAAAACACCUCACCAACUGUUGGGUCAUUCAAAGAUAGGUUGUUCUGCUUCUAAUGGGGCUCCCACAACUGGCUCCAGAUUGGAUUUGUACAGCAACGGACGUCGUGAAUCCCUAACAGUUUUGCCUCAAGUGACAUCCAGCCAGGUGAAUGCUGGGCUACUGAAACCAUUGCUUCAGCUCAUCAGUGAGAACUCACAGGGUGUGCCCAAAGAACGGUUGCAAGAACUGAUUAGCCACACUGUGGAUAAGAUGUUUCCUGAAGCUGACAUCUCCACGAAGUUGGGGUUAAAGGAGUUUCUCGCUGAAGAGUUGAGCCACCUGAAUUCCCAACCUGGCAAAUCUGUGCCUUUCUGGAGACAAGGAAGCUCAGUCUCACGUUGUGUUGGUAACCAGACAGAAACUAUGUCUUCGGAUAACUGCUGGGUGUCCCUCUUGAUCUCCUUGCUGCCAGACCUGGACACUGUAGAAGUCUGCAUUAAUGGCAUUCUUGGUCAGCUCACAGAAGCCCUGGUGGCAGAAUUGCAUGGGUUAACCUUUGUGGGCAUCAGCUCCAGCCCAGAGAUGGACGAUGUCCAGCCUGCAGAUAAGUGUGUCCCUGGUCAGUGUGAUACAUUAGCAGGCCAGGAUCUGGCUUGUACAUAUAUAAUAGAGCAGCAAGCACUCACAGCAAAGAGACCUCUUUCAACAGCAUCCAAGGAGAGUGUGUCAGAAACACAACCAUUAUUUGAGGUGAUAGAGCAUGUCAACACUUCUCCAGUUAUUUCCGAUAUUUCUGAGUUCAGCAGUCUGCAGGAUUCACACAGGAACCUGUGUAGAGUUUGUUCACAUCCUGACUUGUACCGCAGUGCCCAUGAAGCAUCCAGCACUUCGUAUUCAAGUGUCCUGUGUGAUAGGCAGUAUGAGAGACCAAGUCAGUGUAUGCUAGGAAAUGCUACUCACAUAAAUAGCCGAGCAAUGGACACAGUCAUAGACAACACUCAUUCUCCUUUACCAUCAGGUAGAAGACGGGUAAAUAUGGUGGAUGAUAGAUCAAAGACAGGUACCUUUUAUGAUUAUCAACAUCUUUUAAAGGCCAAACAUGCAAAUAACCAGGAAGAUGAUGUUUUCUUCAGCACGGAGAUUCAUCAGGAAUGCAAUAAAAAUACUCGAAGUACUAAAGGAGUCCACAAGAGCAACUCGGCUUCUUCUCUGCCCAGCACCACGUCAACUUGUCUCAGCAGCCCAAACAAACCAGUGUUGAAAUCUGCCACCAGAAACACUUGUGGCUCUUCUCAUCCAGACCUUGUCUCCAGCCCAGUUACUGAUCCCUGGACAAGAUCACACUCUGAUCACUGCCAGAAUGCUUAUCUUGCAUGUAGGAGACUGAGCACCUGUGAAACAUCUCAAGCACCAAGGAAGUUAUUGUAUAAUUCUGAAGAGGACUGCACAUCUAUAGAGGAGUGCUUCAGUGAAAUGGAAAAUAGCCUUGUAGCACAAGAUGAUGCUGGAAACGACAACAACCUAUCACAAGAGUCAGUAAAAUGUCACAGAAGACAGCCUCUUAGGGAAAGGCUGUGGAAGAAUGAAAGAACCAGCACAGCAUGUUCAUUGGGCAGUGGUCUGGCUGGUGUAGACACAGUCCCAGAGGAGAGCCAGAGUGCCACAAGUCUGCUUUCUUCCAAGGUUUUUGUCUGGGGCCAUUGA
Molecule: messenger RNA, 1695 nt
Organism: Candidula unifasciata
Lineage: Eukaryota; Metazoa; Mollusca; Gastropoda; Stylommatophora; Geomitridae
Source: the annotation of a GenBank genome assembly